This is a messenger RNA of Cylindrotheca closterium, 942 nucleotides long. The record is from the annotation of a GenBank genome assembly. NCBI's taxonomy places the organism in Eukaryota, Bacillariophyta, Bacillariophyceae, Bacillariales, Bacillariaceae.
AUGACGAAAGCAUCGGUAGACAAGACAGGAUGGAUCGACUGGCAAAACAGUGCCGCAAAGGAAAUAAUGGAGGAAGAUAUGGAUCGUGGGGGCUGGCUAUAUGGCGAUAUGGAGGAUCUUUCAUCGGAAAUAAUCUUCAACAUUUACAAGGAAACACAACCUGAAUUUGAAGACGUCGUCUUUUCUCAGUUUCAUGCCCGCUAUGACAGUGCUUCAAAUAGGGGCAAGAAGAGGAGAGCAAGAUGUGAACAAGAAGAGGCUUGGAUGAAGCAUGAUAGGAAGAUUCAUCCUGUGAGGACCCACAAUGCUAGGGGCGAGCUGAAAUUCCACCUCACGGAUGCUCACCAACUCCUACGAGAAGAUGUAGCCAAUGGAGACGACAUAAAACAGUCAAUACUCAUGCUCUGGGGAUCUCGAUUGGAAUACUUGGAUUUUGAUUAUGACGUCUUUCGGCGAAGAGUCUAUCAAGAGAGGAAAUUUGUGAAACUGUGCAACUACAUGGACCACAAAAGGAAUGAAAAGAGACGGCUAUUCGUGGAAGCCAAACAGAAGGAACUUGCAACAAAAGAGAAGCAACAAGCCAAGCAACAAGAGAUGGAACAUACUCGACUCUUGAAGGAUCUAGAGAAAAGGGAGAAGCAAGAAGAAAAGGAGCGAAAGAAGCUUGCCAAGGAGCACGAGAAAAGGGAGAAGCGAGAAGCAAGGGAACGGAAGAAGCAUGCCAAGGAGCAAGAAAAGAGGGAGAAGCAAGAAGAAAGGGAGCGAAAGAAGCUUGCCAAGGAACAGGAGAAAAGGGAGAAACAAGAAGAAAAGGAACGGAAGAAGCGAAAGCGCGAAGAAGAGAUGAGGGAGAAAAGUAUUGAACAAGAUUCCAAACGGAGGAAGAAGAGCUUACGAUCGGCAUCCAACAAGACUGCUCAGCAGAAGAACAAGAAAGUAUAG